This is a messenger RNA of Fusarium fujikuroi IMI 58289, 2007 nucleotides long. Its product is annotated as probable acetolactate synthase. The record is from RefSeq and is a predicted model, not a curated record. Gene Ontology annotation, biological process: L-valine biosynthetic process. The coding region runs from base 1 to 2007 and encodes 668 amino acids. The transcript has 6 exons. Gene Ontology annotation, molecular function: acetolactate synthase activity; magnesium ion binding; flavin adenine dinucleotide binding. Gene Ontology annotation, cellular component: acetolactate synthase complex; mitochondrion. NCBI's taxonomy places the organism in Eukaryota, Fungi, Ascomycota, Sordariomycetes, Hypocreales, Nectriaceae.
AUGCUCCGAACUCGCCAGGCCGCAAAGGCCAUCCGGGCCGUCGCCAAUGCCCGAUCCUUCACCACCACAUCAGCCGUUGCUUCCGUUCAGACUUCAAAGAAGGUCGCCAGUACCAGGAAUCAAUCCACUGCUGCUGCACCUGCACGCGAUAUCCCCAGCCCAGGAUUCAAUGUCGAGAAGAACCAGAGCAAUGUCCAGCCUCUGGUCAACCCCCGGAAAAACGACAUGGAUGAGUCUUUCAUUGGAAAGACUGGUGGUGAAAUCUUCCACGAGAUGAUGCUCCGACAUGGCGUGAAACACAUCUUUGGAUACCCUGGCGGUGCCAUUCUCCCCGUUUUCGAUGCCAUCUACAACUCAAAGCACUUCGACUUUAUCCUCCCUCGCCACGAGCAAGGUGCUGGCCACAUGGCUGAGGGUUAUGCCCGAGCUUCUGGCAAGCCCGGUGUUGUUCUCGUCACAUCUGGUCCCGGUGCUACAAAUGUCAUUACACCUAUGCAGGACGCCCUUUCUGACGGUACCCCCAUGGUUGUCUUCACCGGUCAGGUCGUGACAACUGCCAUUGGUAGUGAUGCUUUCCAAGAGGCCGACGUUGUCGGUAUCUCUCGUGCAUGCACCAAGUGGAACGUCAUGAUCGCCACCAGCGGUCGCCCCGGUCCCGUCCUCGUCGAUCUUCCCAAGGAUGUCACUGCCGGUAUCCUACGGAGAGCUAUUCCUACCGAGACUGCUCUGCCUUCUCUGCCUAGUGCCGCUUCCCGCGCUGCUAUGGAUGUGACCAAGAAGCAGCUCGAGGGUGCUCUCCAGCGCGUCGGCAACCUCGUCAACAAGGCCAAGAAGCCCAUCAUCUAUGCUGGUCAGGGCAUCAUCCUUUCCGAGGGUGGUCCCGAGAUCCUCAAGGAGCUCGCUGACAAGUCCUCCAUCCCCGUUACCACUACUCUUCAGGGUCUAGGUGCCUACGACGAACUCGACGAGAAGUCCCUGCACAUGCUUGGUAUGCACGGCUCUGCUUAUGCCAACAUGGCCAUGCAGGAGGCCGAUCUUAUCAUCGCUCUCGGUGCCCGAUUCGACGACCGUGUCACUCUGAGCAUUGCCAAGUUCGCUCCCGGUGCCAAGGCCGCUGCUGCUGAGGGCCGUGGUGGUAUUGUCCACUUUGAGAUCAUGCCCAAGAACAUCAACAAGGUUGUUCAAGCAACCGAGGCCAUCGAGGGUGAUGUCGCUACCAAUCUGAAGGAACUCCUGCCUCUGAUUGAGUCCAAGACCAUGGAGGACCGCAAGGAGUGGUUCAACAAGAUCAACGAGUGGAAGAAGAAGUGGCCCCUGACCGACUACGAGCGUGCCGAGCGCUCUGGUCUGAUCAAGCCCCAGACUCUGAUUGAGGAGCUCAGCAACCUCGUUGCCGACCGCAAAGACAAGACCUACAUCGCCACUGGUGUCGGCCAACAUCAAAUGUGGACUGCCCAGCACUUCCGAUGGAGACACCCUAGAUCCAUGAUCACCUCCGGUGGUCUUGGUACCAUGGGUUACGGUCUACCUGCUGCCAUUGGUGCCAAGGUUGCCCAGCCGGAUGCCCUUGUUAUCGACAUCGAUGGUGACGCUUCCUUCAACAUGACCUUGACUGAGCUGUCCACUGCUGCUCAGUUCAACAUUGGUGUCAAGGUCAUUGUUCUUAACAACGAGGAGCAGGGCAUGGUCACACAAUGGCAGAACAUCUUCUACGAGGAUCGAUAUGCCCACACUCACCAGAGCAACCCCGACUUCAUCAAGCUCGCCGAGGCCAUGCGCGUCCAAAAUCGACGUGUCUCUAAACCCGAGGACGUUGUCGAUGCCCUGAAGUGGCUCAUCAACACCGACGGCCCUGCUCUGCUGGAGGUCGUCACCGACAAGAAGGUGCCUGUCCUGCCCAUGGUUCCCGUCGGUUCCGGCCUACAUGAGUUCCUCGUCUUUGACGGAGCCAAGGACAAGAAGAGACGUGAGCUGAUGAGAGAGCGUACCUGCGGUCUGCACGGCUAA